GGGUUGUGUUGGGUUUAGGAAUUGUGUUGGGUUUAGGCGUUGUGUUAGGUUUAGGGGUUGUGUUAGGUUUAGGGGUUGUGGUAGGUUUAGAGGUUGUGUUGGGUUUAGGGGUUGUGUUGGGUUUAGGGGUUGUGUUAGGAUUAGAGGUUGUGUUGGGUUUAAGGGAUGUGUUAGGAUUAGGGGUUGUGUUGGGUUUAGGGGUUGUGUUAGUUUUAGGGGUUGUGUUAGAUUUAGGGGUUGUGUUAGGUUUAGGGGUUGUGUUGGGUUUAGGGGUUGUGUUGGAUUUAGGGGUUGUGUUAGGUUUAGGGGUUGUGUUGGGUUUAGGAAUUGUGUUGGGUUCAGGCAUUGUGUUAGGUUUAGGGGUUGUGUUAGGUUUAGGGGUUGUGGUAGGUUUAGAGGUUGUGUUGGGUUUAGGGGUUGUGUUGGGUUUAGGGGUUGUGUUAGGAUUAGAGGUUGUGUUGGGUUUAAGGGAUGUGUUAGGAUUAGGGGUUGUGUUGGGUUUAGGGGUUGUGUUAGUUUUAGGGGUUGUGUUAGAUUUAGGGGUUGUGUUAGGUUUAGGGGUUGUGUUGGGUUUAGGGGUUGUGUUGGAUUUAGGGGUUGUGUUAGGUUUAGGGGUUGUGUUGGGUUUAGGAAUUGUGUUGGGUUCAGGCAUUGUGUUAGGUUUAGGGGUUGUGUUAGGUUUAGGGGUUGUGGUAGGUUUAGAGGUUGUGUUGGGUUUAGGGGUUGUGUUGGGUUUAGGGGUUGUGUUAGGAUUAGAGGUUGUGUUGGGUUUAAGGGAUGUGUUAGGAUUAGGGGUUGUGUUGGGUUUAGGGGUUGUGUUAGUUUUAGGGGUUGUGUUAGAUUUAGGGGUUGUGUUAGGUUUAGGGGUUGUGUUGGGUUUAGGGGUUGUGUUGGGUUUAAUGGAUGUGUUAAGAUAAGGGGUUGUGUUGGGUUCAGGGGUUGUGUUAGGUUUAGGGGUUGUGUAGGGUUUAGGGGUUGUGUUGGGAUUAGGGUUUGUGUUAGGUUUAGGGAUUGUGUUGGGUUUAGAGGUUGUGUGGGGUUUAGGGUCGUGUUGGGUUUAGGGGUUGUGUUAGGUUUAGGGGUUGUGUUGGGUUUAGAGGUUGUGUUGGGUUUAGGGGUUGUGUUGGGUUUAGGGGUUGUGUUAGGAUUAGAGGUUGUGUUGGGUUUAAGGGAUGUGUUAGGAUUAGGGGUUGUGUUGGGUUUA
Molecule: messenger RNA, 1204 nt
Organism: Xyrauchen texanus (razorback sucker)
Lineage: Eukaryota; Metazoa; Chordata; Actinopteri; Cypriniformes; Catostomidae
Product: UDP-3-O-acylglucosamine N-acyltransferase-like
Exons: 4
Molecular function (GO): transferase activity
Source: RefSeq, a predicted model, not a curated record